GAAUCAACACCAACAUGAUGACACACUUUUUCUUACUAGGGUCCUGGCCAGCCAGAGCUCUAGUGUGGAGAUAAACAAUCCUUAGGUUUAGGGCUUGCUGGAUGAGCUGGCAAAGGGAUGGAGCCAGAGCUAAGAGCACCUGCUUUGUGUACAGAAGUUCCCAGGUUCAACACCUGGCAUCUCCAAGUAGGGAUGGGGGAGCUCCAAGGUUUAAAGGAGCUGCCGGUACCCCUGGAGGUGGGAAGAUGCCCUCUCACCACCCCCUCCCCCUCCAAGACACCCUUAGAAACCUUUCAAAGGCUGGAUUCCUCUUUGAUUGAAAAGAGGAAUCCUUACCAGAUUCCCCUUUACAAGCAUCACCCUUUGAACUGUCAAAACGGGUCAAACUGGUCCAUAACAGACCGGGCCCGGUUUGGUUUGAACUUGGAACAGUUGCCUUUUUAAAAAGCCAGUUUGGUUCAAGUUUGAAUCAGUCGAACCGGGCCAGUGCAAAUCAAACCCAGUUUGAUUCAAACCCAUUCUGUAUACCUCUACUAGAUGGCCCAAUGAUCUGACUCAGUAUAAGGAGAUUUCAUAUUUUCAGUACAUUUCCCAGAUUAGAAGACUUUGCCUGUUAGCUUUUAAGACGCCACAAGUUUCCUUUAUGUUUUUGCUGUUAACAGAUUAAGCUUGCCUGCCCCUCUAGAAUUUGGAAGGAAGAUUAAGUGUGCCCUCUGGUGGUUGCAUAGUUCACUUGAUCUUGAACCAUUUCUUCCCCACAAGAUAAGAAACAACCUUCCCUGAAAUAAAUGGAGAGUACAACAGUAUCCAAGAGUAUUUUUAAUGCCAUAUUUUCUGUCUCUAGGUAAUGGUGAAAGGUCGUCAUGCCAAGCAUGGGUUUUACAUGUUUAAUUAUGUGUACUCAUCUUCGGUACCGAAUAAUCAAACUCAGAUUAAGAAAGAAGAGGAUGACAGCAAGGACAUUUCCAAUGCCACACCUGAAUCAGACACGAAACAUGUACCAAAGAAGCCUACUGACAGUCAUACAGCAUCAGGGAAGAGUGAAGGGAGUAAAGAGCUAGUUGAAACUAGAAGUGACAGAAAGCCUGAAGAUCCAACACCAACUGAAAGCAGCCAGAAUCUGUAUGGACAGCAUGGAAACACUCAACAUUGGAGUCUCUAUCAGCAUCACAUACAGUUCACGGUAGGCAAAGGAGGAAAUGAAACUACUACAGGAGAUACCAUAAUUGAAGUAGAUGGGAGUGGAGAUGCAGGUUUUCCUGGCCAAGUUGACAGCCAUCUUGGAAUUGUUAUUGGCAAUGGACAACAUAAUGCCCAAGGCAAAGACCAUAAAGACACAAGAGGCAAUGGCUAUAAUAAACCUUUGGGGAAAGAGACAGAUGGUAAAUCUGGGAUAUCUAGUAAGAUCAAGUCAUCAAAAGACGGCUACAUCAAAACUAGGAUAAAAGAGAAUGAUGCUGAUGUCAUCCAAAAAGUCAGUUCUUAUAUCCCAAAGAAAAGUAUAGAUGUACAGAGCAAAGAUUAUUCAGAGGUUGAUUUCAAAGGCAAAACUGAUGUCACCAAUAAAAAGCCAGGUAGAGAAGAAAGUGGUCACCUUGAGUUGUUAGACAAAGGCAAAAGGGAUAAUUCUACCUCCAAAGGACAUCCUCAUUCUAAUACCCAAAGCAACAUUUCUCUAGAUCUUCUAAUGAAAAUAGGAAACAAAAUAAAUGGAAGCAAACACACAAAUUUUUCUGACAUGGAUGAAAUUAAAAGCACAAGUAAAAAGGUUGUUAGCAAUACUAAAGUGCAGAAGAAAAGUGAAGAUGGAUAUGCUACGAUUAUUAUUAAACUGAAUGGACAGAAGGACAGAUCUGGAGUUACCAAAACAACAAAAGAAGGCAAAGUAAGAGAUGAUAUAACUAGUGGCAGCCACAUGAAAGCAACUGGGGUCAUCAAACCACAUAAAAAAGAAGGGACAGUGGAUGGCAUUGAUGGAAGGUCCAACAACCAUAUUGAAAUGGCAGGUGUCUCCCAGAUACAUAAAGAAGAAGGUGAAGCUGGUGUCACAGGGAAGUUUAUCAGUCAAGUUGAAGAUCCUGUUUAUACUAGGACAGGUAAAACAAGCCAACAGGAAAUUAUGUUGAGUGGGAAGCUUAACAGUUCUGUGGAUACAUUUGGAGUUACUAAGUUACAGCCAACAGAAGGAGAUCAAAUUAUUACCCUUAGAGGAGUUUCUGACAUCCAAGUAUCAGAUCCUGGUACAAUACAGCAAGGCCAAAAAGGAAUUGGGGGAAUUGGUAUCAUUCACAGGAAGUCUAAUACUGGCAAACAGGGUUUUGGUUUCACCAAAGCUCAUCAAAAAGAAGUUGGCAGUCAUGAAAAAAUAAACAGAAAUGCUCAUGCAGGCAAGUUGGAUGAUCCAGAUCUGCGAGGAAAAGACAAGGACAGGCCUGGUGUCACAUUUCAAGAAGGCAGCAAGGACAUCAAAAAAGUAAAGAUAAAUUACAGUAAAGACACUGGCAUUGCUGUAGGUCUUGAGAGAAGUAAGAUAGAUUCUUCCAGCCCCAAAGAAGAACACAGAGGUCAGACAUCCAGUGGGAUCAAAAGUGCUCUGUCUCUACAUCAUGGAUUGCACAGCAAUAUCAAACAUGGCCAGAGUAAAGCCUGGAAAAGCCAAGGGCAUUCUUCAUCCACUCUGAAGAAUGAUGGGGAAAGUAUAAGGUCAGGCAAAAAGGGCUCUCAGGUUCACCCUGGAACAUAUGGAGGCAGCACAACUAAGCGAUACCAUGGGCAUUCAGGCACCUGGCAGAGAAAGAGAAGUCAGCAUGAUACAAAGAGUAAAAGGGUGAGGAAAGUUCAUGGAAAAGAGAGCAGCUCCUCAUCUGAGAGCGAGGAAAACAGCAGGCAUGACAGUCGCCAGUCAUAUGAAGACUACCAGAAUGAUAAGCCUGACAGUUACCAGUCAGCUGAGAGUGCUGAGCAAGACCUCUCUGCUGAAAGUAACCAAACUGGUGAUCACAGCCGAAUGGAAGGCCAGGAGACCUAUUCCCGAGAAGAUUCCCAUGAGCACCAAAGCAAUUAGGAAUUGCUUAAAUUUGUAAACAGAAAAGGCCUGAUGGCGCUCAGUACAUAUAUUUAGGCCAUAUGUACUACAGAUGCACAAAUCAAUUUGAGCUCGAAAUGGGCCAUUACAAGUGUUUUGAGCUCAAAAUGAAACAGCCCCAUUUCGACUUGAAACUUAGCAUGUUGGCCCGCCUCAGAGGUCUGCUCUACUAGGUUGACCAGUCCUCUGAGGCGGGCCUACUCACUGUGUCUACACAUGAGCGGAGGGCUCGACUACCCGUUGACCCCAAUCAGCGGUUUUUCCAGGGAGAACUGGUCUACCGAUUGGGAUCAGUGGGUAGACCAGCCCUCCACUCCGGACUUGGCAUGUUGGCCCGCCUUGGAGGACUGGUCUACCUGGAAGACCUGUCCUACCUGCAAAACCAGUCCUCCGAGGGAGACCAGUGUGCAGAGGGCUGGUCUACCCACCACAUGAGGCGGGUAGAUCAGGCCUCUGCGCCAGACAGCAUGUCGGUCCACCUUGGAGGACUGGUCCACUGAUCCCAACUGGUGGACCAGCUAUCAAGGUUGAUUUGUCGAAACAGCAGGCAAAAACUGAGGAUUUUGUAAUUCAUUUUGAGCUCAAAACAAAUUGCAGAAUCUAUUUUUUUAAUCUCUAAUAUGUAAUCCAUAAUUAAUUGAUGAUGUAUGUGGUGUAAAAUCAAAAUAAGGGACUGUCAUUAUUUUAAGGGACUAUCAUUAGCACUGAACCAAAAUUUCUCACAAUCUAUUGUAAGUAUUUUCAGCAGUGCCAAAGUAAAGUUUUUCUUUUAUAGUUAUUUUCUGGCACUACUGGCAAAAGUUUUAAGAGUAUUCAUUUAAAUUGGCCCUCAUUUGUUUUCACUUUCUAUUGCCCUCAGUGAUGUCAUAAUGCUGCCAGAUCUGAUUGGCUAUGUAGGACCAUGACUUCAUCCUAUUCACAUUGUGAUCCCUGAUUCAGUGAGGAUCACCCAUUUGGUUAAUCCCGGAAGAAAGCAUCAGCAGAUAUUAUUAUUAUUAUUAACAUUUAUAUCCCGCUCUUCCUCCAAGGAGCCCAGAGCGCUGUACUACAUACUUAAGUUUCUCCUCACAACAACGAACAACCCUGUGAAGGAGGUUAGGCUGAGAGAGAAAUAACUUGCCCAGAGCCACCCAGCAAGUAUCAUGGCUGAAUGGGGAUUUGAACUCAGGUCUCUCUGGUCCUAGUCCAGCACUCCAACCACUACACCACACUGGCUUGCAAGAUAAAAAGUUAUGGGAUGAUGCUGAAGAAGCAGUCAGGAAAAGCAAUGGCACCAAACAGGAUUGAAAAGGGGUGUAUAUUAGUGCACCAAGUGCUUUUUCAGAAUAAAUUUAUACUUCACCAAAAUGACCUGAAAUCAAAAGCUGAGAUGAUUUGUCAUAGUUCUAGUAUUAUAUAAAUACUAAUAUACAAAUAUUAAUGUAGUCAUGGCAUUUAAGUUAUUUUACAGUAAUGUUCUCAAUCUAACUUUGAUGGUAUAGUAGCAAAUUAUUAGCUGGAGAACUGAUUCAGUUUUAUUAUUUUUAUUUUCCUUUAAGAAAAACAUAUGAAGCAGUAGUGCUAUAUUUAUAAAAUACAGCAUGCAUGCUAAUAACUGAUGGUAUGAUAAUGUUGUAUACCAAUAAAGUACUGGAAAC
Molecule: messenger RNA, 4722 nt
Organism: Hemicordylus capensis (graceful crag lizard)
Lineage: Eukaryota; Metazoa; Chordata; Lepidosauria; Squamata; Cordylidae
Exons: 2
Coding region: 848-3064 (738 amino acids)
Source: RefSeq, a predicted model, not a curated record